GGUACCCAGCGUGCAGCGCGGCAGCGGCCGCCGCCACGGCGCUCCGGUGAGGCUGCCCGCGGGGCCUGCCGCUGUUGCUAGGCAACGGGGCCUGCUCGGGGCCUGCUCGGGGCCUGCGGGGCCCGGCCCGGCCCGGCCCGGCCCGGCCCGGCUUUUACAGAUGCUGCCUUGGGACCAAGUGCCACCAUGACACGCAAAUAAACUAGAUAAUAAUUGCAUCUCUCUUUAAAAAAAGUCAUGGUAAGACAAGCUCUGUUUUCCAUCAUCCGUCUCAUGGGAAGAAAUGAAGCUGCAGCCACACGUGGCAGCUCCUGUUUGUGAGAGCAGUGGAGGCUGACGUGUGUUAUAUUGGACCGUUCUGGAACAGCACCAGGCAGGAAGGGCCGUUGAGUGUUGGUGUGAGGGCAAAUCAGUAGACUUGCCAGAAGCAGAUGCACACAGGCAAAGAUAGCUCAACAUGAACUGUAAUGAUCGAGGUCAUUUAAGAAGUGACCAGAACAAUAUUUUUCCUUCUGAGAGCAGGCAACAGGAUUCCGAGAUUCUUCUGCAGUGCUGUCAUACUCGCUACCUGUUCCUGAAAUAGGACAUGGAGUUAUGUUCCUUUCUUCAUGUUAGGUGCUAAUGAACUUACUUGCUUCGUCAGAGGAAAUGCAGAUUCAUGAAAUUCCAUUUUGUGCAAGGAAUUCUCUAGGGAUGCGGUGUAAGACAAGCAUACCUUAUAAAAGCCCCAAGGCACUGAGAAGACUACAGGCAAUGGUGACUUGUGCCGCUGUUAUGAAUUUGGUGGAAGGCUGAUAUGCUGUGGAAGUAGAACCUUGGAAGAAGGGUGUUCAUUUGGAACUUACUCAGUGGACUUGUUGCAUCUCAGAGCAGGCUGAAGUUUGCUGAUGAAGCUGAGUUUCUUAAAUCAGAAAUUACAACAUGGAAUUAGUACGUGUGUCUUUCUGAGCUGUAAAUGUACUUGAAAAAACUGACUAUCGAUUAUUAUUUAGUUGUCAUUAACUCUGUUGGCAAUGUCUAUGAUUUUAUCUGCCUCUGUGGUCCGUGUGAGGGAUGGACUCCCACUGUCUGCAUCUACUGAUUACGAUCAAAGCACAGGAGUGCAAGAAUGUAGAAAGUAUUUUAAAAUGCUCUCAAAGAAACUUUCUCAGCUUCCUGAUAGAUGUACUUUGAAAACUGGGCACUAUAAUAUAAAUUUUAUCAGUUCUCUGGGAGUAAGUUACAUGAUGUUGUGCACUGAAAAUUAUCCUAGUGUCCUGGCUUUCUGCUUCCUGGAUGAGCUUCAGAAAGAGUUCAUCACUACCUACAACAUGAUGAAGACAAAUACUGCUGUCAGACCGUACUGUUUUAUAGAGUUUGAUAAUUUCAUUCAGAGGACCAAACAGAGAUACAACAACACGCGUUCUUUGUCAACAAAGAUGAAUCUUGCUGACAUGCAGACAGAAAUCAAACUGAGGCCACCUUAUCAAAUUUCCCUGUCAGAACUUGGCUCAGCUAACGGGUUUGCACAUCUAUCUGCAGCAGAGUAUAAGGGGACUGGUAAAAUAUCUGCAGCUCCUCAUCAGCGUCUGGAACCUGUCACUCUGCCAGGGAUCGUCUCAUUUGUACUUAGUCUGUUAUGUGGGGCUUUGAACUUAAUUCGUGGCUUUCAUGCCAUAGAAAGUCUCCUGCAGAACGAAGGUGAAGAUUUCAGCUAUGUUAUUGCAUUUUUUCUUGGAACAGCGGCUUGUUUGUACCAGUGUUACCUGUUUGUGUAUUACACGGGCUGGAGGAAUGCCAAAUCUUUCCUGACUUUUGGGCUAAUUUGCCUGUGUAACAUGUACCUGUAUGAACUGCGCAACCUGUGGCAGCUCUUCUUUCAUGUGACUGUGGGAGCAUUUUCUACCUUACAAAUUCGACUGCGACAACCACAGGGAAAGUCCCCUGAUUACAAUGUCUGACAAGUCCUGGAACACUUAGAGGCAGUCUUGUUCCAACAGAUACUCUCAGGAAUGUAAAGCUGUUCUCCAAAAGAAGAAGCUGUCUGGAUGGCGCUUUUUGGUUUUGUUCCUUUUUCUUUUUUUUUUUUUUAAUAAAGCAAUGUAAGAUGCC
This is a messenger RNA of Cygnus olor (mute swan), 2091 nucleotides long. It is a transcript of the gene SEC22A, whose product is annotated as SEC22 homolog A, vesicle trafficking protein. The transcript has 11 exons. The coding region runs from base 1014 to 1940 and encodes 308 amino acids. The record is from RefSeq and is a predicted model, not a curated record. Gene Ontology annotation, biological process: endoplasmic reticulum to Golgi vesicle-mediated transport. Lineage: Eukaryota; Metazoa; Chordata; Aves; Anseriformes; Anatidae.